UAUCCAAACAAAAACACAAUCGACCGUCGUGACAACUCUCGGGUCUGACCUCACUGUUAGACAACAGCCCGGCAGGUAACACCUCCAUCACAAUGGCUCCCACUGAGAACACAACUGAUGAUACAAAGCUGAUCUCAAGAGAAAGACAAGAUAAUGAAGGGUGGUACAAGCUGUCAUUCGACAAUGGCUACAUAGGUCAUUACCCGUACGUAUGGCUGAAAGACAACUGUCGCUGCUCGGCUUGUUACCAACCUACCGCCUGGCAACGUACAUCCCAUAUCGCAGAUCUGGACCCAGAAAUUAUUCCCCAAUCCGACGAUCUCACCGAUGGUGGUGCCGGGUUCAGAAUCAACUGGCCAGGGGGCCAUCGCAGCGACUUCCUGGCAGAAUGGCUGAAUCGUCAGCGCUUCUCGGAGACCGAAAAGGACUUCGUGGACGGACAGAAACUGGCGAUAUGGGGAGCAGAGAUGGACACAGAUGUGGAGAAAUUCGACUUCAACAAGAUUGUAACAAGCGACACCGAGUUGUAUAACUGGCUGAGUGUACUUGGUAGUAAAGGGAUGGCUAUGGUGCAAGGGGCUCCGUUGAAGGUUGGAGCUGUUGGGCAGCUUGCCAAGAGAGUUGCUUACCUCCGAACCACGGUAUAUGGAGAUACGUUCCAGGUGUUCAGCAAACUUGACGCUAGCAGUGUUGCUUUCACACCUAAAUCUCUGGGACUCCACAUCGAUCAGCUCUUCUAUGAAUACAUACCCGGUAUCCAAAUGCUGCAUUGUAUUGAGCAGGCGGGUGAAGGUGGUGAGAAUCAGUUCGUAGAUGGCGUCAAUAUUGCAGAGCAGUUGAAACGAGAUUAUCCCGAGGAGUAUCAAAUAUUACGCACGACGCAGAUUGAUUUCAGAGACGCAGGGGAUGACCACCUCAGAUACCAUCUGAAAAGUAGACGUCCCAUGAUUCAAUAUGACCGACAUGGUAACUUCAUGUGCAUAAAUUACAGUGAUCACUGUCGAUCAACUGAGCUAUCUCUACCCGUGGAUCAAGUCAAGAAACUCUACAAGGCUAUAAAGGUAUUCAACAGCGUCAUGUAUCGACCAGAAAACGUCUUUUCCCACCGUAUGGACCCAGGCGAGAUCAUGACAUUCAGUAAUGGCCGUGUAAUGCAUGGUCGCAGUGCCUUCAAGUUGACGAGUGGGAGUGGUUCAAGACAUCUGGAAGGAGGUUACUUUGAUUGGGAUGAGGCUAAAUCUGCAUUGCGUGUACUCAGAGAGAAUCUAUUUGGAGACAAAAGGCUUUAAAGAUUCUAUGUACUUUUUCUUACACAAAACCCAAUGUCCACAGAUUGUCAUUGAAGGCAGUGGA
Molecule: messenger RNA, 1353 nt
Organism: Asterias rubens (European starfish)
Lineage: Eukaryota; Metazoa; Echinodermata; Asteroidea; Forcipulatida; Asteriidae
Product: gamma-butyrobetaine dioxygenase-like
Exons: 5
Coding region: 93-1289 (398 amino acids)
Biological process (GO): carnitine biosynthetic process
Cellular component (GO): mitochondrion
Molecular function (GO): gamma-butyrobetaine dioxygenase activity
Source: RefSeq, a predicted model, not a curated record